Molecule: messenger RNA, 652 nt
Organism: Gilbertella persicaria
Lineage: Eukaryota; Fungi; Mucoromycota; Mucoromycetes; Mucorales; Choanephoraceae
Product: Acireductone dioxygenase ARD family
Exons: 5
Coding region: 89-625 (178 amino acids)
Molecular function (GO): acireductone dioxygenase [iron(II)-requiring] activity
Source: RefSeq, a predicted model, not a curated record
UUUCAAAAAAAAAAAAGUGUACAAUUUAAAAAAAAAAAAUCUUUUUAUUUCCCCUCUCGUUUUUUUUUUCUUAGUCUUACACUACACAAUGAGAGCUUAUGUUUACGAUAACCAAGAUCCCGCUGAUCAACGUGCCCCUCAUGAUUUGGGCAUCUCAAAAACUGUAGAGGAUCUCGAAAAAGUCGGUGUAAAAUAUUGGAGAAUUGAUGGUGAAAAUGCCAUUGAUAAGAUUGAUGAAAUUGCUAAAGAAAGACACUACAAGAAUAGAGACACAAUUGUUGUAUCCCCUGAUGCUAUGGGUCCUAUUUAUGAAGAUAAAGUCAAGUCUUUCUUUGACGAACAUCUUCAUGAAGAUGAAGAAAUUCGUUAUAUUCUAGAUGGCUCUGGCUAUUUUGAUGUGCGUGAUCAAGAUGAUGUUUGGGUUAGAAUUUUUAUGGAAAGAGGAGAUAUGAUUAUUUUGCCUGCUGGUAUUUACCAUCGUUUUACUACAGACGAAAACAACUAUAUUAAGGCCAUGAGAUUGUUUAAAGAAGAUCCUGUUUGGACUCCUCUUAACCGCCCUGUCCUUGAAGACAACAAAUUCCGUCUUGAUUAUGUCAAGACAUAUAGUGUUUCUACUCGAUAAAAUCUCUUUAUUAAACAAACAUUUUAU